Molecule: messenger RNA, 8537 nt
Organism: Saimiri boliviensis boliviensis (Bolivian squirrel monkey)
Lineage: Eukaryota; Metazoa; Chordata; Mammalia; Primates; Cebidae
Gene: ZNRF2
Product: zinc and ring finger 2
Biological process (GO): protein K48-linked ubiquitination; proteasome-mediated ubiquitin-dependent protein catabolic process
Cellular component (GO): cytoplasm; intracellular membrane-bounded organelle; membrane
Molecular function (GO): ubiquitin protein ligase activity
Source: RefSeq, a predicted model, not a curated record
CGGGCCACGUGCAGGAGGAGGGGCCGCCUUCUGGUUGGCGCCCCGGGUCCGUCCCUCCUAAAGGCGUAGGCCCGGCGCUGGAGGCGAGGGCGCGCCCCGGCUGGGAGGGCAGGGCUAGAGACCCGUCCAUCACCGAGUCCGCGGGUGGCGGCACCUACCGCACCGCCGUACCUAGGGGAGGCGGAGCCGGGGCGGCAGGCCGCGGCCGGGGGAGGCGGAGCCAGGCCGGCGGGAGCCAAUCGUUCGGGCGGCACGAGGGGGCGGGGGCGGGGUCACCGCGCGCGACCCAAACACAAGGGCCGGGCGCACCCUGCCGUCGCGCCGCUCCGCGGCCUUCCGGCGCGAGGGUCGGGGACCUCCUCCCUGCUUGGGCACCCCCACCUUCGCGGCUCAGAUCCUCCCGCCAGUCCGGCCCCUCCUUCGCGGGGGGAGCGAGGCGACGGUUGCCGGGAAGCGCGCGCCACCCCUCCCUCCCAUUCUUCGUCUUCCCCUCGCGCGCCACCCGUUUUUCCUCUUUCUCCGCUAAUAACAGUUGGGUGGCUGGGGGAGGAGGGAAGGUGGCCCCGGCGAAGUCUGGGCGGGCGCCUCCCACUCAGCCGCCUGCUGCCGUGUGAGCCGGAGGAUGGCGCCGGUAGCAGCGGCCGCCCGAGAGGAGGCGGUGCCGAGGCCCGGGGCGCCGAGCGCGGCGGCAGAGAGCGGCAGCGGCCCGUCGUGGCGCACCAGAACCGAAACCAGCGGCGGCCGCACGUCCACCUGAGCCGCCUCCUCCCGCUGGAGCCUGUGAGCGGUGCCCGCAGCCGGAUCCCCUUCCUCUUCGCGUCCUCUCGUCUCCUGCGCCCGCGGCAGGCCGCCGGCCUCGCCCACCGCCAGGAGAAGAGCGCGCAGGGCGCCGACUGCCCCUCGGGGCGCCGGGCGGCGGCCCUGGACGUGCGGGAGCCUCUCUGUGCCGGCCGCGGCGCCUCGGCCCUGCCCUCACGCUCCUGCCCUCGCUCUCGCCCUCCCGGAGCUCCGGGCGCUGCGCGCGGGCCCGGCCCGGGGCAGGGCGGACAUGGGCGCCAAGCAGAGCGGCCCGGCCGCCGCUAACGGCCGCACGCGCGCGUACUCGGGCUCGGAUCUGCCUUCCAGCAGCAGCGGAGGGGCCAAUGGGACCGCGGGCGGCGGCGGCAGCGGCGGCGGCGCUCGGGCCGCCGCCGCGGGGAGGUUCCCAGCUCAGGUGCCCAGUGUGCACCAGCCCAGCGCCUCGGGCGGCGCCGCGGCGGCCUCGGCGGCCCCGGCAGCCCCGGCCCCGCGCAGCCGCUCCCUUGGCGGGGCCGUGGGGAGCGUGGCGUCAGGGGCCCGCGCGGCGCAGUCCUCCUUCAGCAUCCCGAACAGCAGCAGCGGCCCGUACGGCUCGCAGGACUCGGUGCACAGCAGCCCCGAGGACGGCGGCGGCGGCAGGGACCGGCCGGCAGGCGGGAGCCCCGGCGGGCCGCGUCUGGUGAUCGGCUCCUUACCAGCUCACCUCUCGCCGCAUAUGUUUGGAGGAUUUAAGUGCCCCGUAUGCUCAAAAUUUGUACCCUCGGAUGAAAUGGAUUUGCAUCUUGUAAUGUGUUUAACAAAGCCAAGAAUAACCUAUAACGAGGAUGUACUGAGUAAAGAUGCUGGGGAAUGUGCAAUAUGCCUUGAAGAACUGCAGCAGGGAGAUACUAUAGCAAGACUGCCUUGUCUAUGCAUAUAUCAUAAAGGCUGCAUAGAUGAAUGGUUUGAAGUAAAUAGAUCUUGUCCUGAGCACCCUUCAGAUUAAACAUCAACUUCCUGUUUUGUAGGUUUUCUUGUCUUUACAAGAUGCUUGAAAAACCAAGAGGAUAUGAAGAUACUGUCUCUGGAGAAACAAAAACGCAGGCAUACUCAGCCAGAAAUCUGAGUUUUGUGAGGACUUGGUAAUAACAGAUGGACAAUCGUACUGGGGAAAGACACAAAUCCCGCUCAAGAGAGGACAGUGACCACAGAACUCAGUGUACCAAACAUGCAUAUAAAGGACACACAGGGAUUUUGAAAAUGCUGCACAUCCCUUAAUAGUCAUCUAUGUAGGUAAUACUGAUAAACAUUUUGUAUUCAGACGCCAAAGUUAACUGAUUUAAAAGUUGAUUUACUUUUUAUUAAGUUCUCCAGAGCUGCACAACUAGUUAUGUUUUGAUUUGUUUUAUUGUUUAGUUUGGGAUCUCUUUGUUUUCCCCAACAUAAUGUUUCUGCAUUCAUCUGUUCUUAAAUUGCAAAACAUAUAAUUUACUUCUUAUAAAUUAAAGUCUUAAAUGUGAAACCAAGAAAUUUAAUCAAGCAGUAAAAACAUUCUCUGAAUGUAGACCAUGAUUUCAAGUUCUUCCAUUUUUUUCCCCCAAGAGUGGAAAAUAGACUUCUACAUAGGAAAGCUAUGUUAAUAUUUUUAAAUUAAAGGUUAAAUAUCGGAAUGCAGUCCAAAGAGUAAAUCACAUUAUAUGAUUACAUUUUAAUUAAAUAUAGAAUACUCUACUGAAUUGCAGUUUAUUAAAUAUACUUAUCCUCUUAAAUAAAACUGCUCAACAGUUAAUCAGCAGUGAAUCAUCUUGUAGCUAUGCAAUUUAAAAAAAAAACACAGAUUACCAAUUUUCAGUGCUGCCAGCUACAGUAACUCUGUUUUAACGGGUAUCUUUUGUUUGGUCUUUUCAUGUCAUUAUAUUACUGUGCUUUGCAUCUCCAGGCAGUUCUCUCACAUUUGGGUAAAAAGUUUAGCGGGCUGUAAACUUAAGGGUAAAAUAAAAUUUUCUGAAAUGGAACUUGGAAUAAUUUGAGGGAGAUUUUAUAUCUUUAAAAAUUGGAAUUUAAUUGGGAUCCCAGAUUUAUAGCAAUUUGCAUCUUUAAUUUUCCAGAUAAUCUGGAAGUUAGCAUUUGAUAAAUGAUUUUUUAAAGCAGAUAUGAAUAUUUUGUUUAUAAUUUAUUCAUGUGUUAUUACUGUAAUUGAAAAUGUUAUAGACACUUUUAAAUUCAGUUUGUGUAGAAAUGUGUUAAACAAAAAUAUGUGAAUAAAUUUUCCCACGUAAUACAUCUGAAUGGUUAAAAAUACUGGAAGAGUUGUCAGGGCUAUGAUAGUGAAUGUCUUUUUUUUUUUUAUAUCAAAAAUAUCGAUAAGUAGGUUUUGUGUUUUCAACAUAGGGAAAAUGUUAUCAAUGAAUAGGCAGUGCACUUUACCUGGUAUAACUGAAAGUUGCACAGUAAGUACUGUUUCCUUAUUUUAAUCUUUCUUUACUCCUAAUGUAUUUAAGAAGUUGCUGUUUUAUUUAAUGCUGCUACUCUUAAUCUUCUCUAAAUUUGUUCCCCUACUUUCUUGCUUCUGUUUCACGUUUUUUAAAAGGGCAAGUACAGGAGCAACUGCUGCUACCCAGAAAAAUUUGUGUAUUAUAAUUAAAAGUUUUAAUUGCCUUCUGUAUGAUUCCAGAUCAGAUAACAUUUUCCCUAAAGUUAUGCUGUGAAAUGCCUUUUGUUAUGCUGCAAUUGCUAAAGGAAUCCAAAAUCUCCAUUGUGACAGCUGACAGCACAGUUUAAUAGGUGCUUUUUAACUAGUUAUGGAAAAUAUUCUUCCCUUAAGGAAACUAUUGUUUUUCUAAAUUUUUUGUUACCAUGAAGUCUUAAUUUGAAUUCAUUUUAUUUUACGAUUUCGAUUUUGUAAGCUUUCAUAUCCUCCUACCUAACCCCCUCAAGUAAAACCUCUUAGAAUGUGAAUAAUUGAUUCGUUUUCUAUUAUUGAUACACUGUUGUGAUCAGAAUUAUUUUCUUGUCUUCCAUUCUGAAAGGAAGAUAUUUAUACAACUAUGGGGAUUAACUAUAUUCUCCUGGAAGUUGAUUUUCUGAUAGGUUGAUGCAAAAGUCAUUGCAAAACGCUCCAUUACUUUUGCACCAAUUUAAUAUUUCACUUGUUUAGUUUUUAAACUAUAUUGGCUUAAAUUCACUUUUUAGCUCCUCUUUGUCAUAAGGUUCUGUGCUGCAUCUGCUACAAUAGAAGGUCCUGUGGUUUUAAAGAAAGUUCAUUGUUUGUCAGUGUCAAGUGCUACUUGAUUAUUAUAUUUCUCUGAAACAGUAUUCACUUAAAUCUGUUUAUAGCAAUCUCUUUUUGACAAAAUUUACAAAAGUUGGCAUUUUGACUUUAAAUUCAGUCUCUAUCAGUGACUUACUAAAAAGAGCAGCUUAGAAAUAAGGGGGAAAAAGUUUUUAAAGCCCAAAUGCUCCAGUUUUUAUUCAAAGUCAAAGUUGUUAUUCUGGAAGAUACAAGUAAUAUUCUACGUAAUGUCACUUAAAAUAUUUGUAAAUCUAUUAUGCAAACACUCAAUAGUAUAAGUAAGACAUAAAAUCACAAUAGAUACUUAAAUAUUUAGCUGAAACUACUGACAACUAAUUACUAUGGGGGACACAAUAAAGAUUGAAAGCCUGGGUUAUCAAGUUGGUUUUUGCUUUCUAGAAUCUUCGUAAAUACUCAUAUUCAAGUAAGAUCACAUGUGCAUACAUAGAAAGCAGUAUGUUCUGAAAUUUCACUUUAGUGCCACUCUUUGUCCAUAAUGGAUUUAUUGCCAAUUUUGAAUCCUCAUCUUACCUUGAUCUGGCUUUUUUUUUUUUUUUCCUUGCCAGAAUAUUUAGGACAAAGUAAAAUUCUGUUUUAGUUUUGGCCUUUUGUCGGAGAAAUAGACUAAGCAUAGUCUUAAUAUGUGUUUUUCAGAUCUGGUUACAAGAUGGAUUAUAGAUUGUGUUUUAAGAGCAAUGUUGUGAUUGAAAUAUAAAUAAUAGUAUAACUGGUUUUUUGUGAUAGCAGAAACAACAUUAAAAAGGUCAUGUUAUAUAAUACGCAGGUUUUGGUUUCUUAGUGCAAGUCUUAAUUUGUUUUAAAUGUCACAUAGUUAUUUCAGUUUUCACCCACUAGAUACUUUACUAGAAUGUAGCCCCAAAAGGACUGAGGGCCAGCCUCAGCAUAUUUGCCCUAUGUAUUUCAAAGAUUACAGUUUGAAUGAGUUAAUGAAAAUGGCAGGUUUCUUUUCACAGCUUAUUUGACUUGCAGACAUAUUAUUAAGUUUGGGUAUAAUGAAGUUUAAGAACAAUCACUUAAUACCUACAGCAAUGCUGAUAUUGUUUUAAAUGAAAAAGACUGUAAAUCCAAUGUAAAUAUUACCUAACCUUAUGUAACAAGUUAGGAAAGUGGAUGAGGGGAAUUUUUCCAAAAAUAAGCUAUAUUUCAACAAAGCAUGAAACCUUUUCUUAAAUUUAAGAAUAAUUGAAUUUACCAUCUAAUUGACAUUUGUACUGUGUAUGGAUAAUAAUAUCCAAAACAUCUUACUCUUUCACAGAGGAAGUUCUCAUUUAAAUCAGAUUACUGAGAACUAUAUAAAACUACAUAGAAGUAAAUGGUGCUUAUUAAAUAUGAGUAUAGUUUGUUAGUUACUGGAAUUCUUCUAGUUUAUUUGGAUCAUUUUCUUACAAUUUUGAUUCAUUCCUGAGGUGAACUCAGUAUCUGUUGACAAUGAGUGGUUAAAUGUGAAGUUCCCUUUUUCAGUGUCCCUUGUUCUUGUACAGGUAUUUUCUUAGUUAAAAAAAAAAAAAAAAAAUUCUAGCAUGCCAACAUUUUCUCUUUGGCCUAUUCCCUUUUUUCUUAAGUGUGUAACUUCUGAUUUUUUUCUUUGCUAUGUUGUGAAUAACAGUAGUUAAAUUCUCUGUUUUAUUAUCUACUUAUCUUUUCUCUCCAGAUCUUUGUAUUCUAAAACUAAAUUGCUUGGUUUUCUUUAGAGGAAAUUGCUACUUCGUAUACUCCUAGUAGUGAUUCAUAGUCAGGAAUAGCUGGCAAACCUUUCUAGGUAAUAACUUAUACAAAUAAUACUUUGAGUAUCAUAUUUUGUGAAUCCCCUGCUUAAGCGAGGAAACAGUAUUCUUUUUAAAUCAUAGAAUUCCUGUAUUAAAUGUGAAAUACACGGUCUCCAAAGUCAGCUGAUGCUCUGUGGAAAAUGAAAGGCAUUGGAGGAGACCAGAUAUGUUAAUACUUAGUUUUAGUUGAAAAUGCAACAUUACUGUCCUUAGGGGGUGUUGGUUUAAUUUUAGACCAAUGGCUAAGUAAUAAGAGGGAUUUUUGGUUGCUCAUUUAGAUAGAGACAGAAACAGCAUGGUAUAAACUAACAUCCGAGAAAUAAAUGAAAAAUUUUAAAUAAUAAAAUUUUGUUGUUUAUGAACCAGUGUUAUCUAUGAACUAACAUUGUGCUUCUUAGCUCUGACCUGAACAGUGAGGUACCUGUCUUGGCACUGGAAAUGACAAAGUUCUGUUACUGAAUUCUCAAGCCUUCCUUUUCUGACUUAGCAGGUUGAAAUUGGUAGGUACUAAUGAUUUAUGUUUGAUAAAUUUACAGUUCAGCUUAUAUCCUGUUAUCAGUAAACCUGGUACCAGAAUCUUAAAAGAUUUGAUUAUUAGUAGCAUUUUGAGUUCCUAUGUGCAUAUAAUAUAGUUAGCAGACCUUUAUAGAGGUCAAAAGAGACUUUGGAAUUUGAUGAUAUGGGUCUUUAUUACACUAGUUUAUUACAUUUUCUUUCUUGAUAGUAACUGUUUUUGUGAGUUUCAUUGAAAGUCAUGGCUCUAUUGCUUUAUUCAUGGUUUCCACAACUCUUUCUGUAAAAUCUUAAUUUUUUCUAUUAGAUAAAGUAUUUUUCUUUUAAAUAAGAUAUCAAAAGCAUCAAUCACAAGACAUAGAGAAAAUGAAUUAGGAACAACUUGUAUUAGUGUAUUCUAAACUAAAAUGGAAAAACUCAUUCACAUUUUAAUAAAUAAAACUUCCAAAUGAUCUUACCAAAUUAUCCCAUUAUUUAGAAACAGAAAGAAUGUUUUUGAGGAAAUUUGUCAUAUUCUCUCUUCUAUCUAGAAGUUGACAAUAAAUUGCAGUAAAACUAAGAAAUAACUGAAUGCUGAAAAAUACCAUGAAUUAAUUAAUGUUACGGCUUCUUUCUUUUUCUAUAUUCAUUCCUACAAAAUUGAAUUUAAAAUUAUUAAUAAAAAUUUUAUAAUAAGUAAUAAUGCUUAUAUUAGUAAUGGGCAAAGAAGUCUUUCUUUGUUACCUUAAUCAUAAGUAAAAGAUGUACUUUGACAUUUCUAAUGUAAAACCUAUAUGUAAAUGUUAUAAUUGAAAUAUGAUUGGACAGCUAUUAAAUUUUGGGGAGGGAAGCCUCUGCUUCUAUGCCAGCAUUCUAUACUGAAAAGACAAGAUGGCACUUGAUGGACCAUAGCAGAUGGAACUGGAGGAGGAAAAGGCAGGCAGAGGACUGCGCCAGUAUGAUCUGUCCAAGAUUGAAGAACUCUAGGGUCAGCUGCAAUAUAAGUUGGAUAGGGGAAAGCCACAAGGAACAGUUCUGAACUCCAGGUGCAUUUGCAGCUGAUUGUGAAUGAUAAGGCCCAAAAUGUCUGGAGGCAGCAGGUGCACAGGAAUGAACUAAAUGCUCAAGUGUGCCUAUUGUGAGAGGAGCUACAGCUGCUGCAGGAACAGAACUCCUGUGUUAGGGAAGGAGUCCAGGCCAUGGCUAAGAAGAAAGUGUUGGUUCAGGUGCAUCCCAAGGACAAGUUUGUCGUAGGUGUAGACAAAAAUGUCAGCAUCAGUGAUGUGACACCCAGUUCCUGGUUGGUUCUAAGAAAUGAUAGCUACACUUUAUACAAGAUCCUACCCAACAAGGUGGACCCAUUGGUGUCAAUGAUGAUGGUGAAGAAAGUGCCAGAUUCGACUUAUGAAAAGAUUGGCAGACUGACUGGACAGGCAGAUCAAGGAGAUCAAAGAAGUGAUCGAGCUGCCUGAUAAGCAUUCCCAGCUCUUCAAAGCGCACUGGGCAUUGCCCAGCCCAAGGGAGUGCUGCUUGGAAGAUGCUGUUGGCCUGGGCUCUGGCUCAUCAUAGGGACUAUACCUUUAUUCAUGUCUCUGGCUCUGAAUUGGGACAGAAAUUCAUUGGGGAAUUUCUGUGAUGACAGAGAAAAUGCUCAUCUGUCAUCUUCAUGGAUGAAAUCAACUCCAUCGGCUCCUCUCAGCUAGAGGGGAUUGCUUCACUAGAGGGAACAGUGAAGUGCAGCACACGAUGCUUUGAGGAUGGCUUUGAGGCCACCAAGAAUAUCAGGGUUUAUCAUGGCUGCUAAAACAAUUGAUAUCCUGGACUUGGCAAUGAUUUUUCCAGGAGACAUUGACAGAGAAAUUGAAUUGCCCCUCUGCAAUGAGGAGGCCCUGCUGGACACUUUGAAGAUUCAUUCUCAGAAAUGAACCCGACCAAGGGAACCAACCUGAGAAAAAUUGCUGAGCUUAUGUCAGGAGCAUCAGGCUGAAAUGAAGGGCAUGUACAUAGAAACCAGCCUGUAUGCCCUGAGGUAAUAGUGAGUCCAUGUCACUCAGAAGGACUUUGAGAUAGUGGUAGCCAAAGUCAUGCCAAAAGACAGUGAGGACAAACACAUCCAUCAAGAAACUGUGGAAUUGAGUGGACAUCCUUUGUGUGUAUCCCUACAAUAAAGCUCUAUGGAACAAGCAAAA